Molecule: messenger RNA, 480 nt
Organism: Perkinsus marinus ATCC 50983
Lineage: Eukaryota; Perkinsozoa; Perkinsida; Perkinsidae
Exons: 5
Coding region: 1-480 (159 amino acids)
Source: RefSeq, a predicted model, not a curated record
AUGCAAAGCUUUGGUGUAGGACCUCCAGGGCCUACAGUAGAGCACCUUUUUGAGGGCUCAACUGGUGACCAGAACGUUGCCACGGUCCACUUCCUUCCUCCGGGAAUAUCCGACCCUUGGCUAUCCCUGAUGCUCUUCACUGCGGCGUGGUGUAUUCUCUACUCCAUCCUUGUAUGUGCUAUUGGAUGCCUAAACUCUGGUCUUCGGGCCACCAAUCCUUCCAGCAUCAAUCUCACCCCCAUGACGCCGUUUUUGGCCAACAAUCUUACUAGCUUAGCUAACACCUUUCUUAGCAUCACUGGAGUGUCGGUAUUUGCCAUACAGUUGAAAGCAGAUGGUCUGAGCCUAGCCUCCCCGCGCCUUAUAGUGGGUCCCCUCCUUGAGUAUACUUCGACUUUCUAUAUCGCCUUCGCGGCCUAUUGUGUCUAUGAUAUGCUCUGGGUUGUCUUCCUUCAACCUAGCAUCGACAAGGUGAACUGA